This is a messenger RNA of Aaosphaeria arxii CBS 175.79, 1839 nucleotides long. Its product is annotated as FAD-binding domain-containing protein. Lineage: Eukaryota; Fungi; Ascomycota; Dothideomycetes; Pleosporales. Gene Ontology annotation, biological process: steroid metabolic process. The transcript has a single exon. Gene Ontology annotation, cellular component: membrane; cytoplasm. The record is from RefSeq and is a predicted model, not a curated record. Gene Ontology annotation, molecular function: FAD binding; Delta24(24-1) sterol reductase activity. The coding region runs from base 140 to 1660 and encodes 506 amino acids.
GACACAUCUUCUUCAAGGUCCCUCCACCAGCGACAGAAUUCUCAUCAAUUCCAUCUCUACCUCUACGAUUUUUGUUUCAUCUAUUUACUGACGAACUAUCUUUUCUCUGGUCUUGUCGCAAUUAUAGCGCAUUCACACAAUGCAGACCGAGCACGACACUAUCGUCCAGCGUAUCUCCGCGCAAGUCCGCGAGUUUGACAAAGCCAAAAUCCCCUUUCGCAUCUAUCAUGGCUCAACGCUUUCGACACGGACAUCUGCACGGCGACGAAGUCAGAUCAUAGAUACGUCGAGUCUCAACAAUAUCCUUUCUUUUGAUCAUGAGAAAAAACGCGUGUGGGUGGAGCCGAAUGUUCCGAUGGACCACCUUGUCCGUGCCACUCGUGCAGUAAAGUUUCUUCCAAAAGUAGUAAUGGAGCUUCCAAAUAUUACUGCUGGAGGAGGGUUUGCAGGCACUUCCGGGGAAAGUAGUUCAUUCAAACAUGGUCUAUUCGAUCGAACAAUCAUUGGUAUAGAGAUUGUGCUUGGCAAUGGCGAUGUUAUAAAAGCUAGUGGAGAGGAUCCCGAAACGAGAGAUUUGUUUUUCGGCUGCGCGGGAAGCUGCGGUAGCCUGGGGGUAAUUACAGCGUUACAGAUGGAGCUCAUAGAUGCAAAAGAAUUCGUCGAACUGGAAUACGUUCCAGUCAGCAGCAUACAAGAAAGCAUUGAAGUCCUCCAGCGAGCCGAGAAAGAUGCGAGCGUAGAUUACAUCGAUGGCAUUCAAUUCGCUUUGGACAGAGGUGUGAUAAUGCUCGGGCGACUAUCCGCAAAUAUUCUACCAGGCACGGAACCACGAACAUUCAACCGUGCUACAGAUGCUUGGUUCUAUAUGCACGCCGAACAAGUUCUGGAAAAGCACCUUGGGGACGAGGUAUGCUUCAAGGAGAGCAUUCCUGUGGAUUCCUAUCUAUUUCGAUACGAUAGAGGUGUUUUCUGGUCAGGACUUCGAGCGUUUUCUUACUUUGCCACACCUUUUAACAGUAUCACACGAUACCUGCUGGAUCCAUUCAUGUAUUCGAGGACUAUGAUUCACGCAUUACAUCGGUCAGGUCUCGCCUCACAGGCCAUCAUUCAGGACCUAGCAGUACCAUACGAAAAAGCUGAGGACUUUAUCCGCUGGACAGAUGAAAGAACUGGACUCUGGCCACUUUGGUUGUGCCCUGUCAAGCCAUCUCCGCAGGGUGAGAAGAGCUUCUCGAUGGGUAAACAGAUUGGACCUGAAAUGCAGCUGGAUAUCGGCAUCUGGGGAAUGGGGCCCAAAGAUCCUUAUCAGUUUAUCAAGUUGAACAGAGACUUCGAACGCAAGGUGGAAGAGCUGGGUGGACUGAAGUGUCUUUAUGCCCAUGCCUACUACACUCAGGAUGAAUUCUGGCGAAUAUACGACGAAGAUGCUUACAAUAAGUUAAGGAAUAAAUACCAUGCUGAGUCGCUACCUUCCGUUUACGAUAAGGUAAAGGUCGAUUUGAAAGGGAUAGCAGGGGGUGUCAGCCCACAGAAAUCUGAAACAUGGACAGAGUGGUUGAAGCGAAGCUUCUGGGGGACUUGGCCAUUAGGCGGACUCUACGGUGUGGCGAGUGCGACGAAAGGUCUUCUUGUGCAGAGUGAUUUCUUACUGAAGAAGUAGAAACGAGUUGCUCAAGCGACAUGAUGAAUCCUCUAUUAAUGCAACAAUGAACUGAUAUAGCGGUGCGGAGGUGAGACAAUGGGGGUCAACCCAAACUUGUUGUCGCAUCCUCAUAUCUGUAGUCACAUGAAUACGAAACGUACCUGGUACAGCUUGGCGUAGCCUAAUUCAUGUCAUUU